Molecule: messenger RNA, 5343 nt
Organism: Laccaria bicolor S238N-H82
Lineage: Eukaryota; Fungi; Basidiomycota; Agaricomycetes; Agaricales; Hydnangiaceae
Product: 1,3-beta-glucan synthase
Exons: 13
Coding region: 1-5343 (1780 amino acids)
Biological process (GO): fungal-type cell wall polysaccharide biosynthetic process; (1->3)-beta-D-glucan biosynthetic process
Cellular component (GO): plasma membrane; 1,3-beta-D-glucan synthase complex
Molecular function (GO): 1,3-beta-D-glucan synthase activity
Source: RefSeq, a predicted model, not a curated record
AUGCCUGCCCGCCCAGGGCCCUCCAGCCAGGAAGGCUACCCUUCGUCGCCCCCGUCAGCCGACACCCACUCCAACGACCCCUUCAACCAGGGAAGGCGCUACUACGACAACGAGUCCGACCAUGUAGAGUUCGGUCGUCGCGAGUAUAGGGAGACGUACGCCUCAGACAGCAGCAAUCCUGCAAUCAAUGAUUACGACAACAACGGCAACUAUGACUAUCCCAUGCAAGAUACCGACUCUGAUCCUGACGUCUAUGCACGGCCAGCACCGUCAUCCGAAUCGCUAGGCCCUCCAGGAGUCCGUAGUGUCUAUCCCGAAUCAGCCACGCCGACCUAUAUGGAAUACGCAGGCCCGGCCGGCGCUCGAGAAGCAUACCCUGCGUGGAGCUCAGAUCGUCAAAUCCCUCUUUCAAAAGAAGAAAUCGAGGACAUUUUUCUUGACCUCACGCAAAAAUUUGGGUUUCAGCGAGAUUCCAUGCGAAAUAUGUUCGAUUUCCUAAUGCAGCUACUCGACAGCAGGGCAUCUCGGAUGUCGCCUAAUCAAGCACUACUGACGCUCCAUGCCGAUUACAUUGGCGGUCACCACGCCAAUUAUCGCAAGUGGUAUUUUGCCGCUCAGCUCGAUCUUGACGACGCCAUCGGCCAAACGCAGAAUCCGGGCUUAAACCGGCUCAAGUCAAAACGUGGUGCCAAGCGUCCACCCCACGAAAAGUCACUAGCAACUGCCCUUGAACGAUGGCGGCAAGCUAUGAACAACAUGAGCCAAUACGAUCGCCUUCGCCAAAUUGCUCUCUAUCUUUUGUGCUGGGGGGAGGCUGCACAAGUACGGUUCGUGCCCGAGUGCCUUUGUUUCAUCUUCAAAUGUGCGGAUGACUACUAUCGGUCUCCCGAGUGCCAAAAUCGUGUCGAGCCUGUUCCCGAGGGUCUUUAUCUCAGGGCGGUUACAAAACCACUCUAUCGUUUCAUUCGUGAUCAAGGCUACGAGGUCGUCGAUGGGAAGUUUGUGAGAAGGGAGAGGGAUCAUGAGAACAUCAUUGGCUACGAUGAUGUUAAUCAGCUGUUUUGGUAUCCGGAGGGUAUUGCGAGGAUUGUGUUGAACGACAAGACGCGCCUUGUUGAUCUUCCACCGGCACAACGCUUCAUGAAGUUCGAUCGCAUUGAUUGGAAUAAAGCCUUCUUCAAGACCUAUUACGAAAAGCGCACUUUCGGUCAUCUCCUGGUCAACUUCAAUCGCAUCUGGGUCAUCCAUAUUGCCAUGUACUACUUCUACACUGCCUUCAACUCACCCACCAUCUACGCCGUUGAUGGGCACUCGUCACCGGCCAUGACAUGGAGCGCUACUGCCCUGGGUGGUGCUGUUGCAACUCUGAUUAUGAUUCUCGCCACACUCUUUGAAUUUUCGUACAUCCCCACGACUUGGAACAACACCUCACAUCUCACCCGACGCCUUGUUUUCUUGCUGAUCACUCUUGGUCUUACCUGUGGCCCAACGUUCUACAUUGCCAUUGUGGAACAUAAUGGCACAGGUGGUUCGCUUUCCCUCAUCUUGGGCAUCGUUCAAUUUUUCAUUUCUGUCGUCGCAACUGUCCUCUUCGCCGUCAUGCCAUCAGGUCGCAUGUUUGGUGACCGGGUGGCAGGUAAAUCACGAAAGUACCUCGCCAGUCAGACCUUCACUGCAAGCUACCCUGCACUUGAGAAGAAAAAUCGCAUUGGCUCCAUCGUCCUAUGGAUUCUCGUCUUUGGAUGCAAGUUCACAGAGUCUUACUUCUACCUUACCCUAUCAUUCAGUGACCCUAUCCGUGUUAUGGUCGGGAUGAAGAUUCAAGGAUGUCAGGACAGAUUCUUUGGAAACGCCCUCUGCACCAACCAAGCUGCCUUCACGCUGACGAUAAUGUAUAUCAUGGAUUUGGUUCUCUUCUUCCUAGAUACCUUCCUUUGGUACAUCAUCUGGAAUACGGUUUUCAGUAUCGCCCGUUCUUUCACGUUGGGUCUAUCCAUUUGGACCCCAUGGAGGGACAUAUACACCCGGUUACCCAAAAGGAUCUAUGCAAAAUUGCUGGCCACAGGCGACAUGGAGGUGAAGUACAAGCCGAAGGUCCUCGUCUCGCAAAUUUGGAACGCUAUCAUCAUCUCCAUGUACCGUGAGCAUCUCCUGUCCAUCGACCACGUCCAGAAAUUGCUCUACCAUCAAGUUGAUACUGGUGCCGGUGGUCGACGAAGUCUUCGUGCCCCUCCGUUCUUCAUCUCGCAGGGUGAGAAGGGCUUCAAAGGGGAGUUUUUCCCGCCGGGCAGUGAGGCUGAGCGUCGGAUUUCGUUCUUUGCUCAAUCCUUGACAACAUCCAUCCCGGAACCCCUUCCUAUCGAUGCCAUGCCCACUUUCACCGUCUUGACACCCCAUUACAGUGAGAAGACCCUUCUCUCACUUCGUGAAAUCAUUCGUGAAGAAGAUCAGAAUACCCGUGUUACUCUGUUGGAAUACCUAAAGCAGCUUCAUCCGGUUGAAUGGGAGAAUUUCGUCAAGGAUACCAUGAUUCUUGCUGAGGAGUCCGCCAUGUUCAACGGCGUUAACCCAUUCGCAAACGAUGAGAAGGGCCAAUCAAAAGCAAACGAUCUUCCUUUCUAUUUCAUCGGCUUCAAAAGCGCUGCCCCCGAAUUUACCCUUCGUACUCGUAUCUGGGCUUCCCUUCGUGCCCAGACACUUUAUCGCACCGUCUCCGGUAUGAUGAACUACUCCAAGGCUAUCAAGCUGCUGUACCGUGUCGAGAAUCCAGAGGUGGUCCAGUUGUUCGGAGGCAACACCGACAAGCUUGAACGGGAACUGGAGCGCAUGGCCAGGAGAAAAUUCAAGUUUGUGGUCUCAAUGCAACGGUACUCGAAAUUCAACAAGGAGGAGCACGAGAAUGCCGAGUUCUUAUUGCGAGCAUACCCCGACCUACAGAUCGCUUUCCUUGAGGAAGAGCCUCCCCGCAAGGAGGGUGGCGACCCCAGGAUCUUUUCGUCGCUCAUUGACGGUCACAGCGAGUCUAUCCCCGAGACUGGUCGUCGCAGACCCAAGUUCCGCAUCGAGCUCCCUGGUAAUCCCAUUCUCGGAGAUGGAAAGUCGGACAAUCAGAAUCAUGCCAUCAUCUUCUACCGCGGGGAAUACCUUCAGCUUAUCGACGCUAAUCAGGACAACUACCUCGAAGAGUGUCUCAAGAUUAGGAACGUGUUGUCCGAGUUCGAGGAGUAUGCCGUCUCGAGCCAGAGCCCGUACGCUCAGUGGGACCACAAGGAUUUCAAAAAGCCACCUGUUGCCAUCGUUGGUGCCCGCGAGUACAUCUUCUCUGAGAAUAUUGGUAUCCUUGGUGAUUUAGCUGCUGGAAAAGAACAAACAUUCGGAACCCUCGCAGCUCGAUCGAUGGCGUGGAUUGGAGGAAAGCUUCAUUACGGACAUCCAGAUUUUCUCAAUGCUUUAUAUAUGACUACCCGUGGCGGCGUGUCGAAGGCGCAGAAGGGAUUGCACUUGAAUGAGGAUAUCUUCGCUGGUAUGAACGCCUUUGGUCGUGGAGGUCGCAUCAAGCACACAGAGUAUUAUCAGUGCGGCAAGGGCCGUGAUCUCGGGUUCGGAACCAUUCUCAACUUCCAAACGAAGAUUGGUACAGGUAUGGGUGAACAAAUGCUCAGCCGAGAAUAUUACUACCUUGGAACACAACUUCCCAUCGACCGGUUCCUCACCUUUUAUUACGGACAUCCGGGUUUCCAGAUCAACAAUAUGCUGGUCAUCUUAUCAGUUCAGAUAUUCGUGGUGACCAUGGUGUUCCUGGGGACUUUGAACUCGCGGCUCCAGAUUUGCAAGUAUACCUCGUCAGGUCAAUUCAUUGGUGGUCAAGCUGGAUGCUACAAUCUAGUUCCUGUCUUUGAGUGGAUCAGACGUUGCAUCAUCAGCAUUUUCUUGGUAUUCAUGAUCUCUUUCUUGCCAUUGUUCCUUCAAGAACUCGUUGAGCGUGGAACCUGGAAAGCCAUCUUCCGCCUCGCGAAGCAAUUCGGCUCAUUAUCCCCCGUCUUCGAGGUCUUCGCUACGCAGAUCUAUACCCACUCUAUUCUUAGCAAUUUGACCUUCGGUGGUGCUAGAUAUAUCGCAACCGGUCGUGGUUUCGCAACCACCAGGAUUCACUUCAGCACGCUCUUUUCGCGCUUCGCUGGGCCCAGCAUCUAUCUGGGGAUGAGGACACUGAUCAUGCUUCUUUAUGUGACCUUGUCGCUUUGGACUCCCUACCUCAUUUAUUUCUGGAUAUCCAUCCUCUCGUUGUGUAUUGCUCCGUUCGUGUUCAAUCCGCAUCAAUUUGUGUUCUCCGAUUUCAUCAUUGAUUAUCGGGAAUUCUUGAGAUGGAUGUCCCGAGGUAAUUCGCGGUCACACAACAACUCGUGGAUUGGUUACUGCCGCCUGUCUCGCACUAUGAUCACUGGUUACAAAAAGAAGAAACUCGGUCAUCCUUCAGAGAAACUCUCUGGAGAUGUUCCACGAGCGGGAUGGCGGGCAGUCAUCUUCUCCGAGGUCAUCUUCCCUAUCAUAAUGGCCGUUCUCUUCGUCGUAGCCUAUAUGUUCGUCAAGGCAUUCCCCGAUGCAGAUGGGAGGUAUCCCCCAAGUCCUCUGAUCCGUAUUGCUGUCAUUUCACUCGGUCCCAUUGUGUGGAAUGCAGCCAUACUUCUCACCCUCUUCCUGAUCUCUCUGUUCCUCGGUCCUAUGCUCGACCCUGUGUUCCCCAUCUUCGGCUCUGUUAUGGCAUUCAUUGCUCACGCCUUUGGAGUGGUGGGAAUGAUUGGUUUCUUCGAGUUCUUGUGGUUCCUUGAGGCGUGGGAUGCGUCUCACGCUGUCUUGGGUCUAAUAGCCGUCAUUGCAAUUCAGCGUGCUAUUCAUAAGAUCCUCAUCGCCGUCUUCCUUUCACGUGAGUUCAAGCACGACGAAACUAACCGAGCAUGGUGGACCGGACGCUGGUAUGGUCGUGGGCUUGGUGCACAUGUAAUGUCUCAACCGGCGCGAGAGUUCAUUGUCAAGAUCAUCGAGCUGUCGUUAUGGAGCUCUGAUCUACUUCUUGGGCACAUGCUGCUGUUCAUGCUGACCCCGCCCAUCCUGAUACCCUACUUUGAUCGCUUCCAUGCCAUGAUCCUUUUCUGGCUUCGUCCAUCGAAACAAAUACGUGCUCCAUUGUACUCCAUCAAGCAGAAGAGGCAACGCCGCUGGAUUAUCAUAAAAUACGGCAUAAUCUAUAUCGUAGUCAUUGCCCUCUUCGUCAUUCUCAUUGCUAUUCCCGCCGUAUUCCGAACUACUCUAAAAAUCAACUGCACUCUUUGUAACAAUCUCUAA